Molecule: messenger RNA, 519 nt
Organism: Rotaria sordida
Lineage: Eukaryota; Metazoa; Rotifera; Eurotatoria; Philodinida; Philodinidae
Source: the annotation of a GenBank genome assembly
AUGCAGCAUCUCAAAGCAAAUAAUUCGGAUCUUCAUGUUUGUUUUCUUCAAUAUGACUUAAAUAAUCCAUUAAAUUUAAACAUUUGUCCACAUCGUCUUUUAUAUACACAAUUAACACGUUUAUGUACAAAUAUAAUUAAAAAACCAAUUAUUACUGAUGAACAACAAGAAGAUAUACUUUUAUUAAUUGAUGAAGCUCUUUUACCAAGUCUUUCAUUACUUGAUGUUAAUAGUUGUUUAGAAACAUAUCGUAAAACAUCACAACUUAUUUUUAUUAAACAAGAUGUUACAGGUAAAAGUCGAGCUAUACUCAGACGUAUUACUAAAGAUAAUAUUAUCGAUCACAUACAACGAUUUGAUAAUUUUAUAUCUGUUAUAAAUGAUGCAUUAAAAUAUCUUUCAUCACUCACAUACGAUAUUGUUUGUUAUACAAUAUUACAUGCAUUAAUAUCAUCAAUAUCAAUACCAUCAUAUAUUGAUGGAAAAAUGAGUCGUGAAAAUGCAACACCAACACAAUAG